Messenger RNA from Physcomitrium patens, 1879 nucleotides. Its product is annotated as purple acid phosphatase 2. NCBI's taxonomy places the organism in Eukaryota, Viridiplantae, Streptophyta, Bryopsida, Funariales, Funariaceae. Gene Ontology annotation, molecular function: metal ion binding; acid phosphatase activity. The record is from RefSeq and is a predicted model, not a curated record.
UGCCUGGACAUUGUGGCCUGAUUUCACCGUCAGAAAAGACAGUCGUUGUCUCUAUCUUCUCCUGAUGCUUCUGGAAUCUUGGUACUUAAGCAGCAUUCAUUGGUAUGUCUGGAGAAUGAUUUGGGUUCAAUCUGUACGCAUUGUGUUUCUUGGGGACGACUGGUGAGUUAUUGCAACGCGAGGGGUGUUUUUUGUGAAGGAAAAAGAAUACAAUGUAUCGCGGGACAUGGACGUGGGUGGUAGUGCUGCUGGCCCUGUUUCUGGCGAGAUCGGCUGCGGCUGAAGUCGCUGGAAGCACCAGCCGGUACGUGAGACGAUUGGCGGAGAGUGUGGAUUUGCCAUACGAUUCACCGUACUUCUCCGUGCCGCCGGGCGAGAAUCCUCCGCAACAGGUGCAUCUGACGCAAGGAGAUUACGAUGGAAAAGCCGUCAUCGUGUCUUUUGUCACAAUCAAAAUGGCCAGGCCCAAGGUCCAUUAUGGAACCAAGAAGGGCGAUUACCCUUGGGUGGCCAGGGGAUACAGUACUCAGUAUUCGUUUUAUAACUACACGUCGGCUUUCAUCCACCAUGUUGUAGUUUCUGACUUGAAGUUUGACACAAAGUAUUUCUACAAAGUUGGAGAGGGGGAUGAUGCGCGUGAGUUUUUUUUCAUGACACCGGCAGCCCCUGGACCGGACACUCCCUACACUUUUGGAGUUAUCGGAGAUUUAGGACAAACCUAUGACUCAGCCGCCACUUUGGAGCAUUACUUGCAAAGUUAUGGCCAAUCAGUACUUUUUCUUGGUGACCUUGCUUACCAAGACAAUUACCCAUUUCAUUACCAAGUCCGUUUCGAUACGUGGAGCCGGUUUGUUGAACGCAGUGUGGCUUAUCAGCCGUGGAUAUGGACAUCUGGAAACCAUGAGAUUGAUUAUGUCCCUGAAAUUAGUGAGAUUACUCCAUUUAAACCUUUCAAUCAUCGGUUCCCUACACCAUACUGGGCAACCAACAGCACUUCACCCCAGUGGUAUUCCGUCAGGCGUGGACCAGCUCAUAUCAUUGUUCUCUCAUCCUAUUCUGCCUACGGUAAGUACACACCACAAUAUGUCUGGUUGAAAGAUGAGCUUAAGAAAGUCAACAGGAAAGUGACUCCGUGGCUCAUCAUUUUGGUGCAUUCGCCGUGGUACAACUCUAACACUUAUCACUACAUGGAGGGUGAGAGCAUGCGAGUGAUGUUCGAGUCGUUCAUUGUAGCUGCCAAAGCCGAUAUCGUGUUUGCUGGACAUGUCCAUUCAUAUGAACGCUCCUUCCCAGUGACGAAUAUCAAGUACAACAUUACCAACUCUAUCUGCUCUCCUGAUGUAAAUCCGUCAGGUCCAACCUAUAUUACUAUUGGUGAUGGUGGUAAUAUUGAAGGCCCGGCCGCAACGUUCUCAGAACCACAACCUUCCUACUCAGCUUUCCGUGAAGCUAGUUUUGGGCAUGGAUUACUGGAUAUCAAGAAUCGCACAACUGCGAUUUGGACAUGGCACAGGAAUCAGGAUGGGGAAGCUGUGUCAGCUGAUAAGGCAGUUAUUCGCAACAAGAUAUAUAAUUAAGUCAAUGUUUACUUGAAAAUCUAGAGAAACAUUUGAAAAACAUUGUCACUAGCUGUAAAUAUUGGCAACGGUUUAACGAUGAACAGAUUGAUUUGAAGUUACAAUUUGUUAACAAAGGAAUUAUUUACUUUUGAUUAGCUUUUAAUUUGUUACACGGUAUAUUAACAAUAUAUAUAUGUUACACUUUGCAAUAUUUUUUUUUUCACUUCGGAUAAGAGUGAAAGUAAAAGGAGAAAGUCGCUACUUUCUAAAUAAAAUAUUGUAUGCAAUUGCAAAUACAUAGAGAGAAGUUAUUUUGCUUA